AUGAAGCAUUCUAUCGGCAGAAGAUUGUUUGCAAGAAACAAAAGUUCCGGACACGUCGACAGCGGGCAGAAGCAGUCUAUUGCCAGUUCCUCUCAUUUGGAGUCUGCAUCAUUGAUCCCUCUUGCAACGGACGAGCCUCAAGCGGUACCACAGAGCCCGUUACCCGACGUUAUCGACGAGCCUGUUCAGAAUCUAUCGCAUUCGACGACCAUAAUAUCACCACAGUUUCAAGGACCACGCAUCGAGAAACCAGAUCUUUGGCUCCUGGCCCUUGAACGCUCUGAGCUAAACAAUGAGCAGUCACUGGUACUCCUCAGUCCGCCUACUGGAGGUGAGACCGAGCCAUGGUCUCCAGUUCAGUUCGUGCAGGAAGUCAAAGAUGUCACUCGCGACCGGUACGUCGAGGGUGAAAAGAGCGGAUGGUUCGCCAAAGCUAGAGGAUGCAAAGCCGUCAUCAAGCAACGGGCCGGGACAGUACUCAUGGCCGUACUCGAGCUCAAAGAUUUCGUUAGCGAAGGACUAAAGUACGAUGUCACUGGAUACGGUGCGACAGCAUGGUCUAUCAUCACCUUCGGCCUACGGGUAAGAACUGGUACUGGAAUUGAUUGCUCGUGA
Molecule: messenger RNA, 615 nt
Organism: Alternaria ventricosa
Lineage: Eukaryota; Fungi; Ascomycota; Dothideomycetes; Pleosporales; Pleosporaceae
Exons: 1
Coding region: 1-615 (204 amino acids)
Source: RefSeq, a predicted model, not a curated record